Molecule: messenger RNA, 2512 nt
Organism: Trachemys scripta elegans
Lineage: Eukaryota; Metazoa; Chordata; Testudines; Emydidae
Gene: NHEJ1
Product: non-homologous end joining factor 1
Exons: 7
Coding region: 1101-2030 (309 amino acids)
Biological process (GO): double-strand break repair via nonhomologous end joining
Cellular component (GO): DNA ligase IV complex; nucleus
Molecular function (GO): DNA end binding
Source: RefSeq, a predicted model, not a curated record
AUUGCCCUGUUCUGUUCAUUCCCUCUAAAGUGUCUGGUCCUGGCCACUGUCAGAGACAGAAUAUUGGCACCUCUAUCAAUUCCGACAGCAUCUCCUAGGAAAAAAGCAGAUGGGACUUGAAUUUCUAGUGAAAAACAAUCCUCAGAACUAUUUUUUUUAAGAGAGGGGGGAGUGGGACCCAUCUCUUCUCGAGCCAUCCUUGUCCUGUAUAAAGACACAGAAAGGGGCACAAGCCCAUACUUUUUCCUUUGCCAGUCAUCUUUAAUACUCAAAAGCAGGCUGUGGGGAUUAUAAGUCCCAGCAUGCAAUGCUCCAUCGUUGGACUAAAGAAGAGAAUUGUAUGCUGGGAGUUGUUGUCUUUGUAGUACUCUCCUGGGACUGGUUACUAUGAAACACAAACCCCUUCACCCUAUAUGUGAUAUUUUGAUCCAGAUUUGUUUGUCCAGCAUCUCGUGUGUCGUGGCCCUGAUCCCUACUGCGAUUCAAAUAAUAGUUUGCUAGUGGCCCAUCUCCUCCUCCAGUUUGUCCUUGCAGUGAGAUUAUAACUCACUGUUUGUGCUGCCAGGGUAGCGCCUGUGAUUGGGAAUUCACAAACACUGGAUUGGGAUGUGCCUAUGGGAUCUGGCAGGAGGAGAAGCUGGGCCGAAAAUGCUGGGCCAAGUACAGAGGUUUCGAAGGUCAUCGUUAGCACUGCCCAUCUUGUUUCUCUGAGAACCAGCAGUGCAUUAUUUAUUUUAAAAUGGAAUAGCAACUGCAGUGCAAAAUGGCCAAAGAAUUGUCUCCUCUGGGCAGACCAUUCAUUCACUCCUGUAAUGGUACAUUUCUCCAGCCCACGGGGCCUGUUACCUGUCUUCUGAGCUGCACAUGGAAGGAGCUGAGGCCAGGCGUCACUAUGAAAUGAUGCUUGUGUUCAGAGUUGGUUUGGUUUCAUCAGCUGCAGGCCUCAGGGCUAGUGUGAGCCAGUGGGGAUGCAAAGGUCUCUCAGAGAGGCACGUAAGCUUUCCUGGAGCAUGUUCUCUCUAGGGAGUGGGAUCUGGUAGAAGUUAUGCUCUGCCUUUGCUGGGAGUGCUGCUGUCUAAGCCUGUUUGCUCUCUUGCAGGAUGGAGGGCUCCGAGGAUCUAGACAGCAACCUCCUGACGCAGCCUUGGGCUUCAGUUUGCUUUGGUGAAUCCACUUUUAUUGCCAAGGCUUGUUUCAGAGAAACCGGCUACGUCUUGCUGAUCUCUGACCUCAGCAGUGUAUGGUACGAGCGUGCAGACACGGAUGUCGUUGGGAAAAGGUCCAAGGAGCUGAACAAGCGGCUGACAGCCCAUGUGUCGUCUUUCCUGAAUCGCUUGAGCAACCUGAUGUGCCCUUUGCUGGAAGGAAGAGAGAGUGACGCCAACUCCUUCUCCUGCCAACAGACCUCCAGCAAACUCACCAUCCAUGUGAAAAGUGAGCUCUCCGGACUGCCCUUCUACUGGGAUUUCCACUGCCCCGCAGCUGCUGUGGAGAUGAUUUCCCGUCAUCUUGUGCGGCCCCUCAUCAGGAUGAGCCUGUCAUUGCAGUACCAGCUGCAAGAGCUGGCAUCUCUCCUGGUGCAGAAGGAUGCUGAGAUUGAAGACUACAGGGAGAGCGGGGCUGCUCUCAGCAGAGGACGCCUGAGGACCGCGCCCUUCCAGGAGAAAUCAUUUCUGCAGAAGUUUGUGGAUGAGAGUCUGCCCCAGCUGUGCGGUGCAGGGGACGGCCAGGCAUUCACAAGCACCCUGCAGCAUCUCUACACGGCCGUGGCCAGGCAGGAGGCGAGGGCAGCGCAGAAGCGGCACCACUCAGGGGAUGCCAAGACCCCAGAGCUCACCUCGUCUCCCCAGCUGGCUGGGGAGGCCAUGGACUCAUUGGUCACACUGGGUUCUCAGCAGGAAAAGGUUGAGCCACCCUCUGACCUGCCCCAGAGCCUGGGAGCCACAGCGACUCCCUCCUCUCCAGCCCAGAGAGCCCGACUGCCCGUGUCCAAGGCCAAGAGGAAGAAGGCAAAGGGGCUGUUCGGCUGACACACCGCUGCCCGUCCCCCUUGCUGUGGGAAGGGGUCUGGCCCCAGGCACUCGUUGCUCACCACGGCAGCUCCAGGACACCAGCACAGAGCCUUGAAUCCCUGACGCAGCAUCUAGAAGGGCCAAUCAGGGCUCCCUCUCCAGACAGCGGGUGGGGCCCUCUCCCCCCAUGGCAGAUCCUGAUGAAGGAGGUUCGUUCGGCCCCUUCUCACUUCACCUGUGGCCACUAGAUGCUGGGCAGUCUCUGGGGCCAGGCCUCUCCACUGGCAGAGCUGGUGUGGCAGGCAUCUCCUCUCCUCACACUGGCCUGGCUUUCCUGCCCAGCACUUACCCCGCCCGCCAGCUGUGGGCUGCCCCUCUCCGUGCUCCUGAGGGCUGAGAAUGUGGAUGAGCUGAAUGGAGGGGAGAGGGGCAGGUUCCUGUUCUUUCGACGGGUGGCUCCACACUUCCUUUUUUGCAAUAAAGGCCCCUCUCUGCCCGAG